Messenger RNA from Aegilops tauschii subsp. strangulata, 1822 nucleotides. RefSeq names its product flavin-containing monooxygenase FMO GS-OX-like 8. NCBI's taxonomy places the organism in Eukaryota, Viridiplantae, Streptophyta, Magnoliopsida, Poales, Poaceae. The record is from RefSeq and is a predicted model, not a curated record. Gene Ontology annotation, molecular function: N,N-dimethylaniline monooxygenase activity; NADP binding; flavin adenine dinucleotide binding.
CAACCACUAUCUGGGUGAUCUACAAUUAUUCAUCACAGUGGAGGUGGGUGGAGUCCAGCAGGGUUAAGAGGCAGAGGAUGUGAAUAUGUGACACAAAAUUUCGCGCCAAGAACAGAUCAGACAGGCCGUUGCUCCACGCCUCCCCGUGACUUCUUGCCGAUCAGCAUGGAUACGGCCUGCGGCAGCGACCCGCCGCAGUCGAAGAAGGUGUGCGUCAUCGGGGCCGGCAUGGCCGGGCUGGCCGCGGCGCGCGAGCUGCGCCGGGAGGGCCACGACGUGACGGUGCUGGAGCAGAGCGGCGACGUCGGCGGGCAGUGGCUGUACGAUCCGAGGACUGACGCCGCCGACCCGCUCGGCGUGGCGGCGCCGGUCAAGGUGCACAGCAGCAUGUACGCCUCGCUCCGGCUCAUCAGCCCCAGGCAGAGCACGGGCUUCACCGACUUCCCCUUCUGCCCCAAGAGCGGCCGCGACGACCGCCGCUUCCCGGGCCACCGCGAGGUGGACCUGUACCUCAAGGACUUCUGCGACGCGUUCGGGCUCAUGGACGCCGUGAGGCUCAACACCAGGGUCCUGCGCGCCGCCAUGACGCCGGCGCGUCGGUGGGCGGUGAGAUCCGUGGACCUCGGCGUCGGGGAGUGCGAUGGUGCCGACGAGAAGAAGUUGGACGCGUACGUGGACGAGGUGUUCGACGCCGUCGUCGUCGCCACCGGCCACUACUCGCAGCCAAGAUUGCCAAGCAUCAAAGGCAUGGAGACGUGGAGGGGGAGGCAGAUGCACAGCCACUCGUACAGGGUGCCGGAGCCGUUCCGCGGCGAGGUGGUGGUGGUGGUCGGGUGCGGGGAGAGCGGCAAAGACAUCGCCAUGGAGAUCCGCGGCGUGGCCAAGGAGGUGUACCUCGUCGCCGGGUCCAUGGAGGCGGUCACCCCAGGCCUGUCCAAGGUGCUGGCCAAGCACAGCGCCAACCUCCAUCUCCGACUUGAGGUGGAGCGUCUGUGCGAGGACGGGCGGGUGGCGUUCAAGGACGGCGGCGGCUCCAGCUCCAGCGUCGCCGCCGACACGGUCAUCUACUGCACGGGGUACAGCUACUCGUUCCCGUUCCUCGAGACGGGCGGGGCGGUGACCGUGGACGACAACCGCGUGGGCCCGCUGUUCGAGCACGUGUUCCCGCCGUCGCUGGCGCCGUCGCUCUCCUUCGUCGGCGUGCCGAGGAAGAUCUUCGCGCCCCGGUUCUUCGAGAUCCAGGCCCGGUGGGUGGCGCAGGUGCUGUCCGGCAGGCGGGCGCUCCCGGCGGAGGAGGAGAUGCGUCGGUCCGUGGAGGAGUUCUACCGCGCCAGGGACGCCGCCGGCGUGCCCCGCAAGUACACCCACGAGAUCGGCAGGCGGGAGCCCACGUACAUGGACGAUUUCGGGGAGAAGUACUGCGACUUCCCUCGCGUGGAGGGGUGGAGGCACGAGCUGCUGGGGUCGUUCGUGCGCGGCAUGAUGGAGAACCUCGAGACCUUCCGCGACGACUACCAGGACAGCGACUCCAUCCACAGGGCUAUGCAGGAGUGGCAUCUCUCUUGUGUGCAAAGCUCGCCACCUAGUUGCUGCAGCUACGCAGAGUCACAGGCAGCCGUCCCUGCCCAGCUCGUCUCCGUCAACCAGCACAAUGAUUAAAAAGGAAAACUAGGCAUAGGCGAAGUGGCUGGGAAUUUAUCGCCCUACGAUAAGUCCCGAACGUUUGAGAUUUGCGUCUUUUUUGUAAUUUACAUACGCAAGGGAUAGUAAGUUUAGUUGGUAAGCACGACAAUUCCAUCCUCAGUUUAUUUUUAUAUGGCAA